Gadus chalcogrammus (walleye pollock) is the source of this 3681-nucleotide messenger RNA. It is a transcript of the gene ehmt1a, whose product is annotated as euchromatic histone-lysine N-methyltransferase 1a. The coding region runs from base 69 to 3209 and encodes 1046 amino acids. Gene Ontology annotation, cellular component: nucleus. Gene Ontology annotation, molecular function: p53 binding; zinc ion binding; histone methyltransferase activity. The record is from RefSeq and is a predicted model, not a curated record. NCBI's taxonomy places the organism in Eukaryota, Metazoa, Chordata, Actinopteri, Gadiformes, Gadidae. The transcript has 23 exons.
CACAUGACAUGAGCCCUGUAUGAGUGGAAGCAACGUUAUGGCACAGCCUCGUUGGUUAUGAGUUCCGCAUGUCAAGUCUUCCUUUAAUAAACUACAUUCCUAUGAGUGUGUUGAAGAUGGACCGAGGAGCUGUAAGCGAUGGAUCUGCAGCAACCGGACGCCGAUCGUCUGAACCUACCAGCAAAGGCAAGGGGAUGAAGGACCACAGAUCUCAACUCCCCAGCAAGAUUUCCACUUUCCACAACUCGUUCACCGGCAGCAAUGAUGGUUUAAGCGGCAGAAAGGCGGCCGCAUCCACUGCGAGAACACAGGGGAGUCCCCAAAGUCUGUAUUUCAGAUCGCUGGCCAGAUCUUCCAGUCAAGCUGAGAACCAGACCAGAGACAAGUUGUCGGCCCAUCCCUCCUCUGUGAAACAGAACCAGAAGGCCAUGGACCAGACCUCCAGCAGCAAGACUCAGUCAGUGAAGAGGAAGAAGAGGAAGAUGGGGAUGUACAACCUGGUUCCCAAGAAGAAAACCCGGGUUCUAAAGCAGCCGGAGAAGAAAGACGAAGAGGAGGAGGAAGAGGAGGAGGAAGAAGAAGAGGAUGAGGCAUCGACAACGGACACCAGCUUGGUUCCAGACACUGAAAGUGUGGAGGGGGACCCGGCGAGUACCCUAACCCCAGGACCCCCCAGCCCGCUGGGGCAGGAGGGGGACGCUGAGCAGCCCCGGAGCAAUGAGUACACAGAACUGGCUUUGGACUCUCUGGACCUGAAGGCCCAAGAGGAGCUCCUCUCCCCCCAACUCACAGUGGAUGCAGACCUGGGGGGGGGCGACCUGGCAGAAGAGCAUCCACUGUGCUGCUGUCGGAUUGAGACCCCCUCCAGCAAAGAGGGCACCUCCGCGGGGGAACAGACCUGCAUGGCCAUCGAGAGCUCAGACGGGAUGAUGAGUCGCUGCCAGCGGCGCGUGCUGAAACAGGAAAUGAUGCGUCCGUCCAGCAAGGUGCACCUCAUGGUCCUGUGCGAGGACCACCGGGGGGGUAUGGUGAAGCACCAGUGCUGCCCGGGGUGUGGACUCUUCUGCCGGGCGGGUUCAUUCCAGGAGUGCCGACCUUACGGCAGCAUCUCCCACCGCUUCCACCACGGCUGCGCCUCGGUGCUCAAAGGCCGCCUCUUCUGCCCGCACUGCGGCGAGAACCCCGGCACCACCCACGAGGUCACCGUCUCCACGGCAACCGCCAGCGCCCCGCCCAACCCCCACGGGACCCCUGUGCCCAGAGCGGUGGAGCGCUGCCCGCCCCUGUUGCCCGCUGCCUCCCCCGCUGCCGCCGCCGUCGCCAUCGCCACGACGACCAGAUCCCCCGCGCUACGGGCCAAGAAGACCAGCGAGCCGUGGAGGACGAGGGGCCGGGCGCCGGACGGGAAGGGGGGUGAGGCGGGUCUCGGUGGGGGAGGCGGAGCACGGAAAGACCCCCUGGAGGGCAUCCGGCCGGCCCUGGACGAUGACAGCUUGAAACAUCAGAAGGUGAAGUUGGCUUCGAGGAUGCUGUACAUCUCUGCCAAGGAAGGAGAUCUUCAGAAAGUCAUCCAUCUCCUUGUGGACGGUAAGGACCCCAACCUGCCGCUGGAGGAGGAUCACAUGCGCACGCCGCUCCACGCCGCGGCCGCCGAGGGCCACCAGGAGGUCUGCCACAUGCUGCUCCAGGCUCGAGCUAACCUGGAGAUGUUUGACGACAAGCUGAAGACGCCCCUGAUGUGCGCGGCGGAGAACAACCGUGUGGAGGCGGUCAAGUACCUGCUCUCAGCUGGCUCAGCCGUCUGUAAUAAGGACAUCCAGGGCUCCACCUGUCUUCACCUGGCGGCAAAACUGGGACACGACGAUGUCGUUCAACUGCUGCUCACCAAGGCUGCGAAGUACAUCAACUGUCAGGACAUUGGGGGAUGGACUCCCAUCACAUGGGCCAUCGAGCACAAGCACCACUCACUGGUCCAUCUACUGGUCACCAAAGGAGCUGACGUUAACAUCAGAGACAAGGAGGAGAACGUGUGUCUGCACUGGGCGGCCCUGAGCGGCUGUGAGGACGUGGCCCAGAACCUGCUGGACGCCCGCAGCUACCUCCACGCCGCCAACAUCCACGGGGACACGCCCCUUCACGUCGCCGCCCGCCAGAACCACCUGGAAUGUGUCAUGCUGUUCCUGGCGCGCGGCGGGGACGUGACCCUGAGGAACCGCGACGGUGAGACGGCGCUGGACUGCUGCGCGUACGGAUCCAAGGUGUGGUCGGCACUGGCAACCAACAAGAAGCUGACGGACGCACGCAGACAGAGUGACGGACGCAGGGAGACGCUGCUCAGCAGGGACAUCUCGCGGGGCUACGAGGCGCUUGCCAUCAGCUGUGUGAACGAGGUGGACGCAGAGCCCUGCCCCUCGGACUAUAAAUACGUCUCGGACAGCUGUGUCACCUCCCCACUCCACGCCGACACGGACAUCACGCACCUUCAGCACUGCUCCUGUCCAGAGGACUGUGGGUCAGGCACCUGCAUGUGUGGGCAGCUCAGCCUGUGCUGCUGGUACGACAACGAGGGUCGCCUGCCGCUGGAUGCCAGCCAGCGUGAGCCCCCGGUUCUGUUUGAGUGUAACCAGGCCUGCUCCUGCUGGAGAACCUGCCGGAACCGCGUGGUCCAGAAUGGACUCAGGGUGCGUCUGCAGCUGUACAGGACACAGAAGAUGGGCUGGGGGGUCCAGGCUCUGCAGGACAUUCCUCAGGGAGCAUUCAUCUGCGAGUACGUCGGGGAGAUCGUCACGGAUGCAGAGGCGGACAAGAGAGAGAACGACUCCUUCCUGUUCACCCUGGACAACAAGGUGGGGGAGGUCCACUGUAUCGACGCGCGUCGCUACGGUAACGUGGGGCGCUUCGUGAACCACCUGUGUGACCCCAACGUGGUGGCGGUGCGCGUCUUCACCUCCCACCAGGACCUUCGCUUCCCUCGCAUCGCCUUCUUCUCCUGCCGACCAAUCAGAGCCGGCGAGCAGAUUGGGUUCGACUACGGCGACCAUUACUGGAGGAUCAAGCGUCGCUUCUUCAGCUGCCAGUGUGGCUCCCUGCAGUGUCGCCACUCCUCCUCCUCCUCUUCCUCCUCCUCAUCCGCCGCCACUCAGAGAGGGCGGGGCUCGGACGCCACAACUCAUCGCCUCUUUGGCGACGGCAACCAGAUGGAGAACUGACCGCUUAACCUGCGCUAGUGAAUCUCUCUCUCUCCGUCUCUCAGCGGAAGAAAUUAAUCAUGUUAUGAAGAGGAGAUCGAUGGGUCUGUUGAUUUAUUAUCUGUUGAAGCAAAAAACAUGAGCAUUAACAUUGGCUUUUAACUGUAUUUUUCAUGUCCGUCUAAUAAGUCGACAUGUGUGUUUUUUUAACCAUACUUUUAACUCGGUAUUCAAUUGUUUCCGGGUGCAGUACAUUGAAGCGCAUUAGAAAUCUGUUCUAUGACAUAGAAAGCUUACUAAAAUGAUGUGAAUGCGAUCAUGGGUCAUCUAGUGAUCGGAAGAGACUACCUUUGCAUUUCCCAUAGCAAUAAGACACUGUUUAUACAAGUUGUUGUAUAAACUGUAGUCAUUUCUGAUCUUAUUGAAGCUGGUUUUGUUUAUAAAGCAAUUAAAUGCACUUUAUAAAUGCCUCCCUAUGGUUGUCUCCUGGUGU